UCCCCAAACGACGAAUAUGGGAGAAAAGAGAAUCCGCAGUCGGAAGAAACACGAGGGAAGGAAUCGUCAUUAUUUUUGAAAGCCAUCUUUUCGUUACAAAAUGUGUUCUCUCAGCAGCCGAAAAUAAUUCGGAUUGAUUUAAUUCGUUAAGGCGCCUACAGUUAUGUUCAUAUUGCCAACAAAUCGCACUCUGGAGCCGUCGAUAGAGCCAGAAAAAGAGUGUUUCCGUGUGCGUUAGUGUGCGUGCGUGUGUCGGUCCGCGAACACAGUCGGUGUGCAAAGCGAGGGGCAAAGGCAGAGAGAGAGAGAGAGCCAGGAGAGUGAACGCGGGCAACGAACGGCGUGUGAAGGACGUGUCGCGGUCGCGGGCGGUGCAGAAGGAGCGAAUCUGAUCGGAUCGCCAAUGCCCAGCAGCUAGCUAGGACAGCAGCCAGCGGAACGGCCACGGCCAACCUCCAUAUCCUCAAUCAGCGGCGCCAACACCCCCACCCACCAAGAUUCCACCACAAAUCCCCGCCACCAGCGGCAGCAGGAGCAUCGCCAUGCCCGUGUCGGUGGCCGUGUGCGAAACGGCGAAUGUCGUCAAUGCCGCCCUGCGAGAAUCGCUCGGCGUUUCUGUCGGCGUCGGGAGCGGCGGCGGAGCGGCCAGGGCGGCGGCUGCUGCUGACGAGGCCAAAACCGGCGACGAUUCCGGCAAUCUUCAGAGCCACAUUGCAGCAAGUGCUAAGCGCAUUUUGAUGGCUAAAGUCGAGUAUGAGGAGGUGCCAAACUACCACGAAUCGGUGCUGGAGAACCUCAAAUCGAAGUACAUUGUCAUCAAGCCAAGCAAUCCCGGCGCCACCAACUGCAACGGCUUCGGCAGCCCCAACAAAAACAAUGCUGGCAAAGUUGUGGGCGCAAAUGGACAUGACAGUACCAACGGCGGGUGUACUCGCAAGGAGCACUCCAAUCACAGCCACAACAACGGACCACAUGCCCAUCCAAAUGCGACUGCGACUGCGAAUCCAAAUCCCAACGAACUGCCUAAACCGAAGCGUGUCCUAUAUCCGCGCGAGAACAUUCGCAUCGGAUGGAAGCAAUCGGAGCGCAAGUGGCAGGUCGGUUCUGGCAUGAUCAAUGUGGGCAACACCUGCUACCUCAACUCGACGCUGCAGGCGCUCCUCCACAUUCCGGCGCUGGCCAAUUGGCUAGUAUCGGAGCAGGCCCAUGUGGAUAACUGUAUGGUGGCCGAGUCUGGCGGCUGUUGCAUCGUUUGCGCCAUGGCCAAGACGCUCCAGGCAACCCAGGGCAAUCAGUCUGCUGUGCGGCCUUUUCACAUCUAUUCAAAGCUGAAGCAAAUUUGCAAGCACAUGGUCGUCGGUCGGCAGGAGGAUGCACAUGAGUUCCUUCGCUUCCUUGUAGAGGCCAUGGAACGGGCCUACCUGAUGCGCUUCCGCAACUACAAGGAGCUGGACCAGCUGGUGAAGGAGACCACGCCGCUGGGGCAGAUCUUUGGCGGCUACCUACGCAGCGAGGUUCGCUGCCUUAGCUGCAAUCACGUGUCCAUCACGUUCCAGCACUUCCAGGAUCUGCUCCUCGAUAUACGCAAGGCAGACACGCUGGAGGAGGCCUUCGAGGGUCACUUUUCGCGUGAGCGACUCGAGGAUAUGGGCUACAAGUGCGAGGGAUGCAAGAAGAAGGUAUCGGCCACCAAGCAAUUCACCUUGGAGAGGGCACCUAUCACACUGUGCAUCCAGCUGAAGCGCUUCUCCAUGAUGGGCAACAAGCUAACCAAGCAAAUCACCUUUAAGCCACGUAUCGAUCUGAGCAAAUUCGCUGCACGUUCAGCGGCGGCACAAGCCCAACCGCUUACAUACCGCCUCGUCUCGAUGGUCACCCAUUUGGGGGUGUCGCAGCACUGUGGUCACUACACAGCCAUCGGCUCCACGGAGGCAGGCAGCUAUUACAACUUCGAUGACAGCUAUGUGCGGCCCAUUGCCAUGCAGAGCGUGUGCAACACGAAUGCCUAUAUUAUGUUCUACGAACUGGACCUCUCGCAGGUCUCCAGUCCGUCGGUGGCCGGUCGGGGAAAUGGCUUGCGUCUCGUCAAUGGCCACAGUCCGCUGCCAGUGCCAGCUACUGUAUCCUCCUCGCCCACCCGCUUUAUUGGCCCCCAGCUUCCGCCUGGCGGUAUCAAUGGAUAUAGCAAUGGUCAGAAUGCACAGAAAACGGCUAUUCAGUUCAAGCAGCACCAGAACGGUCUCCAGCUGGCUACCGGAAAGUUUCAAGACUCUGCAAAGUCUCCACUGGCUGCCGUACACAUUAAAAACGAAGCUGCUACAGCAGCUUCCACUGCAAAUGGUAACAAAAGUUCCUCCUUCACCAACACCACCACCAGCAGCAGCAGCAACCACAAAUCAAUAAAUCAGCAACACUACCUGCCAAUAUCCUCUGACGAUGACGACGACAGCGAGGAUGAAAGCAAGGCCAGUCGGUCAUCAGCCCAGUUGCCGAGCAUGCCCAAAAUGAUGGAGGAUAGCCCGGAGAAACCAAAGACGCCGGUGAAGGUCCAAGUGAAGAUUAGCCCCGUCAAAACGCCCCUCAAGAGCCUAGUGCCCUACGAAUCAGCUUCGGAGGAGGAGGAUACCCCACUGCCUCGCAAGCGACGAAGUGACUGCGAUUCGAGUGAUUCAGAGCCGGAAUCGGGAUCGGUAUCGGGGCCGCCGGUCAAUGGUCACAACAAGACCAAUGGCACGGGCACUGGUCUCACCAAUGGCUGCUCGGCGGUGGCGGCGUUAUCGGUUCACGUUAACAGCAGCAAACAAAAGACUGACGCCAUCGACGAGAUCUUCAAGAGCUUGAGCAAGCACAGGUCCGCUGACAGCGAAGACGACGACGAUGGGGAUGAUGAGGAGGCGGCGGCAGUAGCGUUGCCGAGCAGCCAGCUCACCAACGGCUGGCAUCCGCAAAAGAAAUCCCAGUCACAAAACAGAGCGCCGCCAUCGCCUAAGACGCCGCCUUCGCCGGCGGUCAUCAAGUCGAAAACGGGCAUCUGGAAGAUAACCCGCAAUGAUGAUGAUGAUAACGAUGAUGAUGAAGAUGAUGAUAAGGAGGAGGCAGCCCAAAUCCAGUCUCCGACCAAGAGCCAUCGGAAUCCGUUCGCCAGCAGCAAACCCUCCGCAGCAGACUCGCCAGUAACGCCUGGAGCAAAGCGUCAGAAGCUGCUCAACGGGAGCGCACUUAAGACGCAGCAGCCCAUGGCGAGGAUAGGAAAUGGAUACCAAAGCGAGGCCACAGCGAAUGGCGGCACGAUUAACGAGCUGCUGAAGCAAACGCAUCGGGGAUACGGCUCCUCGGUGCUCAGCUGGAACGGCAAGCCCGCGGAGCUGGAGAAAGAGCCUUUUGAGUUGGUUUGUGCGGAACGGAUAGCUGGUCACGGCAGUGUGGAUGGCAGCGAUAUCGUCGCGGAGAAGAGCUCGGCGGCAGUCAACAACAUGGCCAGUGGUGGUGGUGAAGACUCGGCCACAAUAGCAGAUGCAGGAGCAGCACUACUUGUGGAGGCGCGGGAGCAGCGGCAGCGGGACCAGGACGAUGACGAAGAGAACGAAAUGGAUCGCGGACGGCAGCGAAAAGUCAAGUCUGGAGGAUCGGCCAAGGGCAGCAAUAGCAGCAACAGCACGCCCGGCUACAAUCCAUUCCAGGAGUACGAGGGCCAGAAGAGAUGGCACAAGAAUGGCGGAGGUGGCGGUGGCUUUCCGCGUUCUUACAACCAAAACUUUCGCCAGAACUUCCAGCAGCGCCACAAGUUCAAGUUCAAUCGCUUUGGGGGACAGGGCAGCGCCAAGUUCCAACAGCGAGCCCUGCAGCGUCACCUGGCCGCCGGCGGUGGCUUCACCCGACGCCAGCAUCCAACGGGACACCAACAGCAGCAGCAGCAAUCCUAACUGGAUAAGGAUAGACGUCUUGGAUUUGGACCAGCGACUGCGGCAUGUGCAUUUGUUAUGGGAUUUCAAUUUCGCAAGAGUUUUGUAACCGUUUUUUAACUGCUUAUGAACAUAUUAGGAGUAGGAACUAGGCUUAGAAACAAGUAAGCUAUAAGCUAGAGCAUAACUGUUGCCCCCAAACCCAACACUACCACAUAAUAUCCCCGCUUAGACCCUAAGCCUAUGAUUAAGCUGUAAGAGAAAAAUAGUGGGAAAGGAUUACGAGAGGCCACGCCAGGAGGGUGUUCCCCCUACUUGCCCCUCUAAAUGUAUCAUUUUAAAAAAAUGUUACCCCGCUAAAAACACAGCGCAACAUGAAAAUAAAGCAACCCAUUUUAUUUGUAAGACUCAACUAAAAAAACUAAAACCCGGAAAAAACCCUUUGUACAUAGAAUUCAAGCCUAGACCUAGAGGACCCCAUGGAAAAACAACAAAAUUUAUUGUAGUUUUAGCAACCACCUUUUAUUUAUAGAAUUUUACGGAAAAGCGGCGAAAAGCAGCCAAUUGCCAAUAUGUUAACCCGCAAAAAUAAAGCAUGCUCGAUGUAUAUGAUA
Messenger RNA from Drosophila kikkawai, 4516 nucleotides. It is a transcript of the gene scny, whose product is annotated as ubiquitin specific peptidase 36. The record is from RefSeq and is a predicted model, not a curated record. Gene Ontology annotation, cellular component: nucleus; cytosol. Gene Ontology annotation, molecular function: cysteine-type deubiquitinase activity. Lineage: Eukaryota; Metazoa; Arthropoda; Insecta; Diptera; Drosophilidae. Gene Ontology annotation, biological process: protein deubiquitination; regulation of apoptotic process.